Molecule: messenger RNA, 719 nt
Organism: Radiomyces spectabilis
Lineage: Eukaryota; Fungi; Mucoromycota; Mucoromycetes; Mucorales; Radiomycetaceae
Product: trafficking protein-like protein particle complex subunit 2
Exons: 4
Coding region: 58-492 (144 amino acids)
Biological process (GO): endoplasmic reticulum to Golgi vesicle-mediated transport
Cellular component (GO): cytoplasm; nucleus; TRAPP complex
Source: RefSeq, a predicted model, not a curated record
CCUUUUUGUUCAUAUUGUCGCUGAUGGAUCCACCGACUUGCUCAAUCUGCGAAUAGCAUGUCCUUCUACUAUUAUUUUGCUAUUGUGGGUGCAACAGAUAAUCCUAUAUACGAGGCCGAAAUUGUGCCUUCUUCCCGAUCGUCUGCUUUUACGGAUGCCAAUCGCCGAGACGAUCAUAAACAUCUGAACCAGUUCAUUAUUCAUGCCGCCCUGGAUGUCGUAGAAGAAGUACAAUGGAACACUCAGGCAAUGUACUUGAAGUCGGUCGAUCGCUUCAACGAGCAUUUUGUUUCAGCGUUUGUUACAGCGGCCAAUGUCAAGUUUAUGCUGUUACAUGACCAGAAGUCGGAAGAUAGUAUUAAGAACUUUUUCAACGAAGUAUACGAGCUGUAUAUCAAGAUCCUCAUGAACCCAUUUUACGAGCAAAACUCACUUAUUGCUAAUCCACAGUUUGAUAAUCGUGUUAAAACUGUCGCAAGGCGGUUUUUAUAGCAAGAUUAUUUUCCACUUUAUAUCCCAAUAAAUCAACCAUCCCUCAUUUGACCGACUUCAACAUAAUCUGCCGUUAUCCACCAUGCAGCUGCCGUUCUCGACCAUGAACAGUUUGUACCUCAUUUGAUGAUACAUAUGGACAAGGCCAAUCCUAGAUCCUUCAAUUUGUACGGCUAUAUUUAUACAGGUAAAAAGCUCACCCAAUAACGCGAACACGGAAAGUUGGG